UGUAGAAGCAAAAGACUGAUGAUUUAAACACUGUAGUUUUGCUGAACUGUAGUUUAAACACACUUUCACUUGACGAUUUCAAACUUCUCAGGCGAAGAGGAAACAAGAGACUGAUGAGAAAACUGUAAAGGCAGAAGAAGAAGAAAAUCAAGAUGAGAUCCAAGUCGUUUGCCGUUAGGUCUCGGCCGCAUAGAGCUUCCCGCAACACUCUCGAUCCCUAUCCAUCCCCCGCUCCUCUUCCGGGUGAAGCUAAUGAAAGAGUUGCCUCUGGAGUGAGCACCAAACACUGUGUUAGUGGUGAUGCUGAAAGAGUUCCUUUUGAUGAAAGAGAUGUGCCAUCCAAGAAGCGUCAUUGUCCUGGGACAAGUGAGACCACUAGAGGAGGAGGAGGAGGAGGAUCGAACUUGGAAGCUUGUAUUGUAUGUGACCUUUCAGACGAGGGGGUAUCUCGUUGUUCUGGGGCUGGCUGUAUUCUUUGGUUUCACGGGGAGUGUUUGAAUCCUGAUUUGGGUAGUGGUGAGGAUCUUGCAAAGACCUACUGCCCUUAUUGCUGGUUCAGAGUUCUAAUGAUGAAAGACAAAUCAGUGAGGGAGAAGACCGUUGGGGCGGAAAGCAAAGAUCAUUCAGUGGAUAGAACCGACGUUGUGAGGGAUCAAGAGUUAGGAGGAAAGAAGGAUGUCUGUUCAUCUGAAAAGGAACAGUUGCAAGUGGAGAAAGAUUCUGAUCGAUCAAGAGAAGAGGAGAUGCCCUUAACUGAAGAAAGGGGUUAUCAACACCAAGAGGAUACAGAAAAGUUUCAAGAUGCUGAGGAAGACAAGGAUGAUGAAGAAACAACAAAAGAUCAAACUACAGGUGGUGCAGGGGGAAAGGGAGAUGUUUCAGGGGAAGAGCAAGACCAGAGCCAACAGAAUGAGAAGCCAAGAAGAAGAAGACGGCAGUUAACUUAUAGUGAAAUCUCAUCGGAUGAAUCAACAAACGAACGACAUGGAGAAGGUGUAACUGAGCAGAUAACUUCAUCGGCUCAAGUAGUAACCUCCACGUCAGGGGCGAUGAAGAAUCAACAGAGAAAACAUAGCUUGAUCACCAAAGUGGCCGAGUCAAAGGCAGUGAGGGACAUGUCAUCUUUCAAGACGGAUCAGAGAAAGAGGCUAUUUUGGACACCCGAAGAAGAAGAAAUGCUCAAGGUGGGAGUGGAGAAGUUUUCAGCAGAAGCAAAGAAGAACAUGCCAUGGAGGAAAAUUCUGGAAAUGGGAGAGGAUGUGUUCCACGAAACACGUACUCCUGCUGAUCUCAAGGACAAAUGGAGAAACAGGAUGGGCGUAAGAUCAGCGAAAAAGACAAACUAGACAAAACGCAUUGAUCCUGGCAUUGGUAUCAAUAUAUCUAACUAUCAGUGUCUCAUAUAAGAGAUAAAGUCAGGCUUAGUGAAGAGUUUGCUGUAUGUACAAUAGUAUUGACUUCGACUUAUAGUCCUGUGUUCUUGAAUGCCACUCUUUUCGGAUAGACGAAGAUCAACCUUUUUUUUUGUAUAA
This is a messenger RNA of Brassica oleracea var. oleracea, 1532 nucleotides long. RefSeq lists its product as uncharacterized. The transcript has 4 exons. NCBI's taxonomy places the organism in Eukaryota, Viridiplantae, Streptophyta, Magnoliopsida, Brassicales, Brassicaceae. Bases 153 to 1346 code for a protein of 397 amino acids. The record is from RefSeq and is a predicted model, not a curated record.